Molecule: messenger RNA, 489 nt
Organism: Aureobasidium vineae
Lineage: Eukaryota; Fungi; Ascomycota; Dothideomycetes; Dothideales; Saccotheciaceae
Source: the annotation of a GenBank genome assembly
AUGGGUGUCUACGUCCAAGACACCUAUGCCACCCACGGCUCCCACUGGCGUGAAAAUCUCUUCUACAGCCACUUUCUCUCGCUACCUCUUUUCCUGCCUCUGACCAACACUUUGCGUCGCCAAUACACUGCUCUCUCCGCCACUGCACCNCUCUCCGUCCCCGACUCGCUGCCAGUCCUCAAGAGCGCAAACCUGCCCUCUGGUAUCGCGUACCUGCUGCUCAACUCCCUCACACAAUUGGCCUGCAUAACAGGCGUAAACCUACUCUCCGCCCAAGCCUCAGCAGUCACAGUCACCAUCGUCUUGAACGUGAGGAAGCUUGUGAGUUUUGUGGCGAGCACGGUCUUGUUUGGUCACAAGCUGAGUGGGAUGAUGGCCGUUGGUGCAGGACUUGUGUUUGGGGCCGGUGCGCUGUAUGGCUGGGAAACUAGUUAUAGGAUUCCGAUGCAGAAGAGGCAGAGACAGGUCAAGGAGGCCAAGGCACAGUAG